Messenger RNA from Mangifera indica (mango), 1411 nucleotides. RefSeq names its product peroxidase 20. The record is from RefSeq and is a predicted model, not a curated record. Gene Ontology annotation, biological process: response to oxidative stress; hydrogen peroxide catabolic process. The transcript is spliced from 4 exons. Gene Ontology annotation, molecular function: heme binding; peroxidase activity. Lineage: Eukaryota; Viridiplantae; Streptophyta; Magnoliopsida; Sapindales; Anacardiaceae. Bases 315 to 1316 code for a protein of 333 amino acids.
UAUAACUUGUUUAUUAUUCCAUUUGUAUUUUUGUUCUUUUUUAUGUAGUUAGGUUGAGUUAGUUGCAUCAACUUUGAUAAAACACAGAAUCAAAAGGAAUUUGUUCAGGAUAAGUUGGUUUGAAAACAGAGAAUAAUUAAACAUUAAAAACGGAACAGGCAUCUCAUUUUCAGGGUCAAUUGACUCUUUUCCUUAUAAUAGUAAUGUUUUAGUGCUUCACCAAGCGUGCACUACUACAACAUGAAUCAUAUCUUUAUAUAUUUUCUCAUGCAUUGAUUUCUGUUCUUGAUAUUACCUGUAGCUCUUCAUCAUCAAUGGAGAUCACAAGGACAUUCUUUCUCAUAGUCAUUCUUGUGUUGCUUAUGCAUGGAACGAAAACUUUGGGGGAUGAUGGAGUUCUGUUGCUUGAUUACUACAAAGAGACGUGCCCCCUAGCAGAAGAGAUUGUGAGACGUAAUGUUGAGAAUGCAGUGCUCAAAGAUCCUCUAGUGGCCGCCUCACUCCUUCGCUUACAUUUUCAUGAUUGCUUUGUCACGGGUUGUGAUGGGUCAGUUCUUCUGGACAGCUCUGAGGGAAUGGUGAGUGAGAAACAUGCAGGGCCUAACAUUAACUCUCUGCGCGGAUUCGAGGUGAUUGAUAGGAUCAAGUAUAAUUUGGAAGAAGCAUGUCCCUGUACAGUCUCCUGCGCUGAUAUUCUAACUUUGGCUGCACGAGAUUCUGUUGCUUUGAGAGGAGGGCCAAACUGGAGGGUGUUUCUAGGCAGAAGAGACUCACUGAAAGCAAGCCUUGAUGAUGCCAACCAGUACCUUCCUUCGCCAAAUUCCUCCCUGGAAACUCUUAUUACCAAGUUUAAAUUACAAGGCCUUGACAGUGGAGAUUUGGUGACUUUGUCAGGUAGCCACACGAUGGGGAGGGCCAGAUGUGUGAGCUUCCGGAAGAGGAUUUAUGACAUCUCCAUGGAAGAACGAUAUGAUAAAUACAAAAGAUACACAACUUUCAGAAAAAUCCUGCAGUCUAUAUGCCCAAAAUCAGGAAGGGAUAAUCAGUUCACACCACUUGAUCAUACUACUCCAGCAAGGUUUGACAACCAUUAUUACGUUAACCUUCUGGAAGGGAGAGGACUGCUAUUUUCUGACAAUUCUUUGGUCGCUCAAGACCAUGAAGGAGAGAUAAUAAAACAGGUGUGGGCUUUUGCAGCUGAUCAAGACCUUUUCUUUGCAUCAUUUGUGAAUUCUAUUAUCAAGAUGGGCAACAUUAAUGUACUCACUGGACAGGAAGGAGAAAUUAGGAAGAAUUGCAGGUUUAUCAAUACCUAGCUUGUGGAAUAAUUUGCUCCCAAUAGUAUUUAUGUAAUUGCAUCUACUCCUCAGUAGUACACCUAAAGUAAUCUACAUAUCGUAUAUUAACAAAU